AUGGGAAAUUGCAGGUCGUGUGAGUCUAGGUCCACGGCCACAGCCACGGCUAAGUUAAUUCUUGUAGAUGGAGAGCUAGAAGAAUUUUCAUGUCCAAUAAAAGUGUCAAAUUUGCUUGAACAGAAUCCGGAUUGUUUCAUAUGCAAUUCAGAUGAAAUGGGAUUCGGCGAAUUUGUUUCAGCAAUUGAUGGCGACGAGGAGCUGCAGCCGGGAGAGCUCUACUUUGAGCUGCCGUUGAAGUGGUUGAGCCACCGGCUGCAGGCGGAGGACAUGGCUUCUUUGGCCGUGAAAGCAAGCGUAGCUCAUACAAGAAGUGAUGGGACUAUGAAUUGUUGUGGGUCUAAAAAGGUCGGUCCUAUUAUACUGUUUCAUGAGAAAGAUGACAAGGCAAGGCCUGGCUGCGGAUGGCGGCGGCUACGGUGGCGGUCGAGCAUAUAG
This is a messenger RNA of Fraxinus pennsylvanica, 438 nucleotides long. The record is from the annotation of a GenBank genome assembly. NCBI's taxonomy places the organism in Eukaryota, Viridiplantae, Streptophyta, Magnoliopsida, Lamiales, Oleaceae.